CAAAACGAACUAUCAGUAAGGAGGUCGUCACUUCCUGUCAUUCCUGCCAACGGAAGCAGUUAAUUGAGCAAAAUGGCAACCCCCUAUGUUGAAGAUCAAUCUGGGAAAUACAUUGCUGCUACACAGCGACCUGAUGGAACUUGGAGGAAGCCUCGUAGAGUGAAGGAUGGUUAUACCCCUCAGGAAGAGGUCCCUGUCUACGAGAAUAAAUUUGUGAAGUUCUUCAAGGACAAGCCUGACCUGCCACCAGGUAUGAGCCCCGGGGAUGCGGCCCAGGCAAGGCAGCAGCAGGGGAUCCCAGGCAUUGCAGAGAAUGAGACAGCUGGGCUCUCCAAGACAGCCAAGCGAAACAUGAAACGCAAGGAAAAGCGCAAGCAGCAAGGCCCGGAUAGCAAUGUGGAAUCACUAACAAAUGCUGUUGAGAAUAUGGCGAUUGCAGAGGGCGGUGACAGUGUAACGCCUGCAUCUAAACCAGCUGGAGCUACUAAUGACCCUUCAUCUGCAACAGCAGAAAAGGCCAAGAAGAUGAAGAACAUAAAAAAGAAGCUGAGGCAGGUUGAGGAGCUGCAGCAGAAAAUGGACUCUGGGGAAAUCAAGCAAGCUACAAAAGAGCAGCAGGAGAAGCUUGGAAGGGCCAAGGCCUUACAGGACGAGUUGCUGCAGCUUGAAGAGGAUUCAUGAGAUUGAAAAUGUUGUAAAAAGGGCAGCAAACCAAUUGUGGAAGUUAGACUGUUUGAAAAUAACACCCAGUUCUAAAAGAAAUGGACAUUUACAGCUGCGUUGAUGAGCUUCCCUUGAACAUUUUCUGGAGAUUUGUUGUUAUCAGACAGCCAAUCAACAUGAACUAUGGCUUUGGAAUAUCCUGUGUACAUAAAUCCAACACUUCACGUGUUAUGUUGUUGACAAUAACUGAUCAUGCUUUUCCCACACUUUCUCCAAAACCAAUUACCGAACACUUCAUUUAAAAUGUACUUUUAAAACAAUUGAACUGAUUCCCUAUCCUUGGCUAUGAACUUAUUGGCCAUUCAAUCAUAGUUUUAAUAGCAUUUAUUUGUGUACUUAGUAUGUUUGUGCAUUUCGUAUCUUUUCUUUUUUUACAUUUAUCUGUCAAGAAUAGCAUAAAAUAUUAUUUAUUAGAGUUAGUUGCAUUAAAGAUACAGAAAUCCCCUAUUCAAGAGAAUACCGGUUUGUUGACCCAUCUCUGUGUACUGAAAUAAUACACAUUUUCCCAAUGAUUGGA
Coregonus clupeaformis (lake whitefish) is the source of this 1240-nucleotide messenger RNA. Its product is annotated as partner of Y14 and mago A. Gene Ontology annotation, molecular function: RNA binding. Bases 73 to 681 code for a protein of 202 amino acids. Lineage: Eukaryota; Metazoa; Chordata; Actinopteri; Salmoniformes; Salmonidae. Gene Ontology annotation, biological process: exon-exon junction complex disassembly. The transcript has 3 exons. Gene Ontology annotation, cellular component: exon-exon junction complex; cytoplasm. The record is from RefSeq and is a predicted model, not a curated record.